GUAUGCUUGACGCAUUUGGCGAAACUGUACAAAGAGUCCAGAAAGAAGAGGUGCUCCUCUUUACUAUCUGGUAGGUAUGAAAAGGGUGGCAACUAUUACAGGCAUGCGGCAGACACUACGGAGCAACCUCCGUUCUUCUAGCUCAGCAACAGUCGUCUUGGUCUUACGACACGUCUCAGAGAUGAUGUUGUUGAUACGACAAGUUUCGCGCUGCUCCGCCUUCUAUCACCGCGUUGGCUUCUGUAGCGCAGGUUGAGACAGAAAUACGCAAUCGGCGAGGCCCCGGUGGCCGAGCGAUAGCCGCAACACCAUGUAAUGAACCAUGUUGAUACCUGCACCAAGCCCGCCAACAGCCCGUCGGCGUGCACCACCUUAAGGGGUCCUUGCAGACAAUAAGCCCUCAAAACUCUGUUCUUUUUGUCGUGACAUCGAAGACCUCUCACCAACCUGAAAAGUUUCCCCUGGCUCAGGGUCCUGGAGAACAGCCCCAUGGAUAUGACUACGAGACGCAGGACCUCAGUGGUUGAGCAGAUCGAAGCUCGUGAUUUGGCUACGUUGGUAUCUGAGGCAUAUGAUCGACUGCGAGGCAGAGUAGUGCGCACUGCAACGACCCGUUUGCAAUGGCUAGGCGGAAACGACGAAUCGGGCAGGUCCGGGGAGGUGUAUGCAAAACUGGAAGGGCACCAGCACACCGGGUCGUUCAAAUACCGUGGUGCUCUGAACGCAGUGAUAUUGUCCAAAGCGGAAGUGGUCGUCACUGCAUCGGCAGGCAAUCACGCAUUAGCGCUGUGUGCCGCAGCCAAGGCGGAGAACAAGAAGUCCCAUAUCAUCGUGCCUGUUGGAGUGUCCGAAAUCAAAGCCAAACGGAUCCUGGAUGAAGCGGACCUGGUAUCCUUCAAUGGAAACGAUCUGUACGAAGCGACAUCAGCCGCUCAACAUCGUGUGGCUGAUCGCGGCGAUCAUGAAGAGUAUAUAUCACCAUAUGCAGCUGUCAAUGUGGCCGCCGGGGCUGGCACCAUGAUGAUAGAAGCGAUGGAGGAUGCGGGCGAGUUUGAUUACGUCGUGGUUCCACUGGGAGGCGGAGGAUUGGCUUCUGGGGUUGCUGCAUGGUGUUCUGUUCACUCCCCCAAAACGCGCGUCAUCGCCGUGCAGCCGGCAGUCUUCUCUCGGAAAUGGAACGACAAAGAUCGCGGAACAUUGAAGUUUUCCCAAUGUCUGUCCCAAAAGACAGCUCCCAGCCAAUGUGACGGCCUGGGGGUACAGCUUCUCGACACGACUCCUUUAGCGGAUAUCAUUGACCAUCACCUGGCCCAAGUCGUUCUUGUCUCGGAGGAUGAGGUGACAUUGGCCAUAGCUGAAGCGCUGCGAUUUCAAUCCUUAGCCCUUGAAGGUUCUGCUGCGGCUGCCAUUGCCGCCUACCACCAGGUGUCCGAUAACCUAUCUGGGAAAGUCUUGCUGUUGCUGACUGGCGCAAAUGUCAGUCCUUCUGUGAUUGCUCGCGCUCUUGUCCAGGAUGUGGACAACGAUGGCCUACGUCGUAGAAUGGGCCUCCGCAAUAUAUUCAACCCCGCCGAAAGGUACAAUGCACCAGAGAUGAGCAGCGGUAAUUGCGAGGAUAAGGCACUGGCUCUGUCCGAUUCGGCUUUGGUAAUUGAUGAUGCAGAUUGGCCUGAAGCUGCCGUCUGCCCAUCAACGCUGGUAGAGACCCUCGUUCAACGACUCAUCGACGGCCUCGAGACAUACCGAACGCUGGACGACCACCGUCGCGAACUUUCGAGGGAACUGCACCUCCGGAACGACCUGUGGUGUCAGAGCGCGGCCGACGCCCUAUUCUCGCAUGUGAAGGCACUGGCAGGAGAGCUGCAGGCUGACUUAUCCACACCAGGCCUUCCCUACUGGGUUGCAGAGGAAAGGUAUCGAGUCCUGCUCCAGCUGUAUUCAACCUGUCGCUGCCUCUUCGAUCGCGCCAGUCCUUCAUACGACCAGGCGAUGACGGAGUGGUUCGCAGAUGCAGCAUCGCAGAACUCCGCUAUGGUCAACUAUGAUCGUUAUGGCGCAUUGGCUCUCCGUGAUGCAGAAUUGAUGCUGCUCAAUACGCUACGGCCCAGCGAGACUCACGAGACCAAUCUUGCUCUUCUGCUCACGUCCAGCGGGAUGGCGGCAUUCCAGAUCAUUCUCCACUACAUUGUGCGGAGACUGCGUUCUUCUGAUACUGUUCUUCUGCCUCCUUACAUUUACUUCGAGGCCUCUGAGCAAAUAGUCUCCCUUUCCAACACAGGCGCAUUCAUGGUCUGCUCGACUGACAGCUACGAUGCUGCAGAUCUGAUCGCUGCGGCUGAGCAGUGCAACGCCAAGGUGGUCUGCAUAGACCCCGUGGCAAAUGUCGCAGGCCUCCCCACAACGAAUGUCCGAGAAUUCGCUAGGAUUGUGUCAUCAACAGCAGGUUGGGAGUCACGUAUUGUAGUCAUUGACGGCACUAUGGUCUCAGGAGGUUUGCCUGUGUUUGACUGGUUCGUAGGCCCACAUAAGCCUCUCGUGCUCUACUCGGAAAGUGCGAGCAAGUAUGCCCAGCUCGGCCUAGAUAUCCAGAUGGGUGGACUAGUGGUCUUUCCGACGAGCAUUGAGGCCGAAAUGCGGAAGAUUCGACGAGACGUUGGAGCAGUCAUGUACGCACGAGGCAUAUCGCUUCUUCCAUCGCUGAGCUUCGAUCUCUACCAGAGUCGCGUAUUGGAGCUCAGCAGGAAUGCCGAGACGCUGUGUGCACUGCUCACUGCCCAGAUCAAGGCCACGACCGCUACCGUUGCCUACCCGGCCCAGUGGAAGGCGCAUGGCUGGCGCCACGGCGGCGCAGUGGUGACGAUUGACUUCGUGGAAAAGGGGCUCAACAACCGCGAGGGGCUGGACGCCUGCAUCGGCCUUCUCCUCUCUCAUGCUCAGGCAUCAAGUCUCCCUAUCACCAAAGGCGUGAGCUUUGGCUUCUCGACUGCAAGAGUUUCGGCCAGCUCAUCCAUGGCAGAAGGGUCUGAUCCGUUUCUCCGCGUCUCGGUUGGCGUAGAGCGCCCGCAUGUCUCCAUCCUGGCCAGUGUGAUUUCACGCGCUGUGAAUGAGUAUGCUCGGACCUUCUCCCAGAGCACCUAAGAGCAUAUACGUGUGCUGUCGUAGACCUCGAGCCAAGGUUGGCAGUGCAUAGACUCGACAUCAUGGUGGUCUGACUUUGAGAAAAACUCUGACAUGUCAUCCUCGGCAGGUCGGGGCUUGCUCACGUCUGAACAUGGGUGCAUCGUCCUCGGUGUCCACGUCAUGAUCAAUACUGAGGUACUACACUUACACAGGGAUCAGCUCCGACCACGACAUCUUGUUAGGUAUCAGAAAAGCCCUCGUCUUGCCCGUAGCACGAUCCUUCGGCGCGCUGUGAGGGUACGUCGCGAGUACACGUGCUUGCGAUCGCAUUUCUUUUGGUAUCCAGGUGCAUCAUCCUUGUCCUUUCGCUGUGAUGGACACCGCGACUUGUUGGCUGGGCGCUUCUGCAAAGCUCGAUUCAAUCUCACUAGACAGUCUGACUUGCGUCGUCAAUGACUACCCGAAUACAACUUUCCCACCUCUUCCACCGAUAGUCACUUCCACAUGGGCAGGCGGUUCUGAAAGCGAAGCACCUUAGCCAUAGUAGUAAUUGAUGAUGUUGGUGCUCGUGUCCGGAGCGGCUCUUGAUGUGUGUAAUCAGAAUCUCGUCUCUACAAUCGCGUGCACAUAUGAAUUCGACACGGAUCGUGGCG
Messenger RNA from Sphaerulina musiva SO2202, 3773 nucleotides. Its product is annotated as tryptophan synthase beta subunit-like PLP-dependent enzyme. The record is from RefSeq and is a predicted model, not a curated record. Lineage: Eukaryota; Fungi; Ascomycota; Dothideomycetes; Mycosphaerellales; Mycosphaerellaceae. Gene Ontology annotation, molecular function: pyridoxal phosphate binding; threonine deaminase activity; L-serine ammonia-lyase activity. The transcript has a single exon. Gene Ontology annotation, biological process: L-serine catabolic process; transsulfuration; L-threonine catabolic process. The coding region runs from base 490 to 3138 and encodes 882 amino acids.